Rhipicephalus microplus (southern cattle tick) is the source of this 1217-nucleotide messenger RNA. RefSeq names its product sterile alpha motif domain-containing protein 3-like. Lineage: Eukaryota; Metazoa; Arthropoda; Arachnida; Ixodida; Ixodidae. The record is from RefSeq and is a predicted model, not a curated record.
ACACGAGUUGGUGGUUGCCAUAACUCUUGCGCGUUGUUUUGAGGAGCUCUAUGGCAACAUUACAUGAAUCUGCGGUCACAACAGUGACAUGUCUACUGACGGUAAGCAACGGCGGCCCCCGAAGAAAGCUCAGACUCGAACAGGCGAAUCUGCGUGGCCUAAAAGACGCCGUGAGCAAGUGCCAACUGUUGUCCGUUGAGAUAGACUGCGACAAUGACAGAUUUCAGGUCCUCGACAAGGAGUUCAAUGAAUAUCUUGACCUGGUUGAUGAGGACAGCAUUCCUGAUUUGGCCAUCAUCCGGACUUUAAAAGCAGGCCAACUGUUUACAACACGCGAGCGUACUGUCCCAGGCAAUGGCCACAGCAAUUCCGAAGAAGCUGCUGAGCAAAGUUUCACCAUUAUAGCUAGCUGUGAUGAUGACGACAGCGGCAGCAAGUUUACACUACCAGACUUGAGUUUUUUAAAUUCUAGUUUGAACCUCAACAGCAGCAUCAGUUCCUUUGCCACAGUGAGGAUUGUUGACUCCUUGUUUCAAGAAAUGAUAAAACACACAAUCUACCCAUCGCGGCGCUUCUACCACGAUGUUGGGCUCAAACUAGUCGGACUCUACCCUCAACUGGGAGACACAUGCGGCAGUGGCCAUGAUUCCUGGGUCUUGCAUCUAAGAAAUAAAUUUAAAAACGAGAGGCGCAAGCUGCAAGUCGACCGAGUCAUGAAUGCCAGAGAAAAGUAUGGAGGAGGGUCCAAAAGAAGAGCUUUGGAGGGCGUUGUGCCUGCAGAAAACAGAGUGAAUGGCAUUUUGAUGCAAAGCCUGAAAACCACAGGUGAAGAUGAGACAAGCCUUGCGCAGCAUGAAGCAUGGCUUUUGUCAGAGUGGACCAAGCCAGAAAAUGCUGAACAAGUACGCUGCCGUCUGGGCCUUACGCACCUACAAAGAAUGAAAAGCUUGUGCCAAAUGAAGGCAGUUGAUGCGCUUGAAAAAUACCCCUACUUGCUUGACAUUGAAUGGUUUCUUCAUGACUUCAACCUUUUGGUCAAAAAAGACGGGCUAAAAGCCAUCGACGAAGCUUUUGAGAGAAUGCUGUGCCUCAUUCUUAAUGGUACAAUGGUGGCCAGAAGGAAAGAUUUGAAGGAAGUCCUUCAAGUGGAAUUAUCAUGUAUAAGUGCCAGGCGUCGAAAACCCAAGGUCAGCGGCUCCGCUACGAAUGACCUCUGA